Aphanomyces astaci is the source of this 1194-nucleotide messenger RNA. RefSeq lists its product as hypothetical. The coding region runs from base 39 to 1094 and encodes 351 amino acids. Lineage: Eukaryota; Oomycota; Saprolegniomycetes; Saprolegniales; Verrucalvaceae. Gene Ontology annotation, molecular function: monoatomic cation transmembrane transporter activity. Gene Ontology annotation, biological process: monoatomic cation transport; transmembrane transport. The record is from RefSeq and is a predicted model, not a curated record. The transcript is spliced from 5 exons. Gene Ontology annotation, cellular component: membrane.
GGAUUUAACGGGAGGUCACCGCAACAUUUUCAGGAAACAUGAGCACAUCGUUGGGUCAUUACGGCGCUGUGUCUUUGGACAUCAAGAAGGCGCAUGAGACGAGCAACAAGCCCGCGCGGUCGGCCGUGGCGCACUCUUUGAUUCUCCAACAGGAAGCCGGGGAAGCGCGUUGCAUUCCGGAAGCAGCCUCGCAGAAAGUGCAGCUGGCCAUCACGUCGUCGAUCAUCAUCAACGUCAUUCUGGCGAUUGCCAAGACGUACGCCGCUAUCACGAGUGGGUCUCUUGCCGUGUUGUCGUCUCUUGUCGACUCGAUCUUGGAUCUGACGUCGCAAGGCCUGUUCUGGUUCUCCGAUCGGUACAUGCACACCCCAAAUGCCAAGUAUCCCGCCGGUCGCCGCCGCUUGGAACCCAUCGCAGUCGUCGUUUCCGCCACGUUGAUGGGCAUGGCAGCACUGGAAGUCGUGCAGAAGUCGGUCACGACUCUCAUCGAAGGCUUCGGCGGACAACUGCCGGAACUGGACAUGUCCAUCCCCACCGUUGCUGUCUUGGGCAUCGCCAUCAUCGUCAAGCUCAUGCUGUGGUUCCUCUGUGGCCAGAUCGCGUACGUCUCCCCUUCUGCUGCCGCCCUCGCCCAGGAUCACCGCAACGACGUCUUCAGUAACGCGGUGGCUGUAACGACGUCAUUGGUUGCGCACUACAACUCGGAGUUGUGGUACUUUGAUCCUAUCGGUGCCAUCGCCAUCUCCAUCUACAUCACGUUGAGCUGGGUGGCCACGGGCAAGGAGCAAGUCGAACGCCUCGUCGGACUGCAGGCCGACCAAGACUUUAUCGACCGCGUUCGCACGAUUGCCGACGCCCACCACCCCAAGCUCCAGUCAGACAUCAUUCGCGCCUAUCACUUUGGCAACAACUUUUUGGUGGAAUUGGAAGUGGUGCUGCCAAAGGACAUGAGUGUACAGGAGUCCCACGACAUUAGCUUGGCGCUCCAGAUCAAAGUCGAAGCGCUGGAUGAAGUCGAACGAGCGUUUGUGCAUGUAGAUUACCAGAGCCGCGACUACGACGAACACAAGGACCCCACGGCGCGCCUCGAUUAGGCUCCAUAAGCUGACGUUAUAGUGAAUCUCCAGUGUAAUUGCCUUAUCUAGUACAGAUACUUAAACCAACCCCUACCAUGCAAAAAAUGUUGAAGCCACC